GCAGCCAUACUGCAUUUAUUUAAUUGUUUUAUUUUGUUUCUGCCUUUGACCGAUUGCAUCGCGAAAUGGAUGUGGACAAGAUCUGCCUGACCUGCCUGAGUUCCACGGGACCCCUCCUGUCCAUCUACGACGGCGGAUCCGGCAGCUGCCUGGCGGACAUGAUCCGGGAGUUCACAAAAACCAAGCCCCGACGCAACGAUAAUCUGCCCGAGAAGGUGUGCCUGAGCUGUUUGAGUGAAAUCUCCAAUUGCUACACGUUCAAGAUCAAGUGCGAGAACUCCAGUCGCACCCUGCGCCAAUUGCUGCCGAAUGCGUUGCCGGAGGAGCCCGAUAACAAGGUGUCUAUCAGUUGUCCAGUGGCCACAACUGACCAGGCUGUGCAGACCACUAGUUGGGAGCCGGACAGAUGCACAGCCUCCGUGCAAACGGACGCAGUGACUACCACAGACGCCGAGCAGAAUACCAGCCUGAUUAAGUCAACAAUUUCAGUGGACCUGGACUACGAAGGCGAGGGCGAGGUCUUCGACUACGAGCUGCCGGAUGAGCCCGUCGAAAAGACCACCAGCCUCAUCCUGCAGGUCCAGGGAAACUUAAAGGACGAAAAGGAAGUGGUGUUUACCCAAACCAAUGUUAUUUACGAAGGCGACGCCCACGAGCUGGAACAGCAGAUCAGGGAAUGUAAUCUGGCCAUCUUCGAAGGUGUCGACAACGAGGCGGAAAUCAUCACAGUAACCGCUCCGCAGGUAACCACCAGAAAGAGCGCUGCCAAGCUGCUAACACAGCAGGAAAACGAUAAGCAGGAGACUCGUGUGGGUUCCAAGGAAGAAGCACGCGAAAUAGAGAAGGAACAAGUACCUCAGACGGCUAAGCGCACCUCACGGCGUCGCGGAGGUGUCAAGCAGGAUGUACCGGCUACCCCGCCGUCAGAUACAGAGCCUUCCCCCAAGCAGCAUCGGUUAGGAACGCAGCGAAAACUCAGCGCGCCAAGAGCGGGAACAGUAAACAGCCCUAGCACAACGUCAGGAGCAGCCACUACCCCUGAGCUCAAAUACCACUGUGAUCGUUGCAAUGCGGGAUUCGCAGUAGAGAAAUCGUUGAUGAUCCACAGACGCCAAAAGGGCUGCAUUAAUCGCAACUUCAAGUGCAAUGAGUGCGAAAAGGUCUUUGUGUCGCCGGAUCACUUGGCGGAACACCAGGCCAGUCAUGGUGCCCACAAUUGCCCGGAGUGUGGAAUACGCUGUGAUUCCAAGGAGGCACUGAGCAAGCACAUGGUGCAGGGCCACAAGCGUAAUCUGCGGAAUCAGUGCAAUAUCUGUCAGAAAGUAUUCACCAUGCUGUCCACGCUGCGUGACCACAUGCGCAUCCAUACUGGCGAGAAACCCUUUGUGUGCAAUAUCUGCGGCAAGAGCUUUACACAGAACGCCAAUCUUCGCCAGCACAAGCUGCGUCACUCGGAGACCAAAAGUUUCAAGUGCGAGCUGUGCCCGCACUCGUUCGUUACCAAGGCGGAACUCACCUCCCAUGCCCGCACCCACACCGGUGACAAGCCCUUCGAGUGUGAGGUGUGCUUGGCCAGAUUCACCACCAGUUGCUCCCUGGCCAAGCACAAACGAAAGCACACAGGCGAACGGCCAUACGCCUGCGAUCUCUGCCCCAUGAGAUUCACUGCCCUCAAUGUGCUAAAGAACCACCGAAGGACGCACACAGGUGAGCGACCGUACGUCUGCCCCUUCUGCUCAAAGACCUUUACGCAGCGGGGUGACUGCCAGAUGCACCAGCGUACACAUCAAGGCGAGCGGAUCUACAUUUGUCCGGUGUGCAAUGAGGAGUUCAAGUCGAUGCCCGAGAUGCGAUCACAUUUGGCCGGCCACGAGCAGCACGACAAACGUCUGGUGCACUUCACCUUUCUGAGCAACAAGGAAAACGGAAGCGGGGCCCUUGAAGAAGACCUUAACGAGAUAACCGAGUCUGCACUUAUGCUAUAAGUCGAUAUAGAAGCUGUGCCAGCAAGGCGGCAUUUGUAAAGGUGGUUGAGUUUGCCUUAUCCCCAAGAUUAUAAUGAUUGAAAGUCCCAACUCUAAAGCGCACAACUCGUCCUCUUUACAUUUGCGUCUACUCUUUCCCUCGGGAACACAGUUUAUGACAAAAUUCACAACUUUAGAACAUCUUUAGUCUUAACUUAGUCGCUAGGUCGUAGAUAAAAAUAAAAGCUUAAAGUUA
Molecule: messenger RNA, 2220 nt
Organism: Drosophila mauritiana
Lineage: Eukaryota; Metazoa; Arthropoda; Insecta; Diptera; Drosophilidae
Product: histone-lysine N-methyltransferase PRDM9
Exons: 3
Coding region: 66-1985 (639 amino acids)
Biological process (GO): regulation of transcription by RNA polymerase II
Cellular component (GO): nucleus
Molecular function (GO): zinc ion binding; RNA polymerase II cis-regulatory region sequence-specific DNA binding; DNA-binding transcription factor activity
Source: RefSeq, a predicted model, not a curated record